Molecule: messenger RNA, 246 nt
Organism: Rodentolepis nana
Lineage: Eukaryota; Metazoa; Platyhelminthes; Cestoda; Cyclophyllidea; Hymenolepididae
Source: the annotation of a GenBank genome assembly
AUGUUCGGCAAGCCGAAGACAUUUUCUUCACCCUCCGAUGCUCAAGCAAACGAAAAGUUAGCGUUUUACGUAUAUGAGUAUUUGGUCUAUUGCGGAGCUCAAAAAGCUGCUCAGAUAUUUCUUCAAGAGGUGAGUUUCGUUCUGCUAAAAUCAUUUUUUCUAAACCUGACUCCUUGCCGUUCUAGCUUCCUAUCACUAUUUUAUACAUUUGUGUGUAUGCCUCCUACUUUCUUCCUUACGCAUUAG